Bemisia tabaci is the source of this 7352-nucleotide messenger RNA. RefSeq names its product serine/threonine-protein phosphatase 4 regulatory subunit 4. Gene Ontology annotation, cellular component: protein serine/threonine phosphatase complex; cytosol. NCBI's taxonomy places the organism in Eukaryota, Metazoa, Arthropoda, Insecta, Hemiptera, Aleyrodidae. The record is from RefSeq and is a predicted model, not a curated record. Gene Ontology annotation, molecular function: protein phosphatase regulator activity.
CCCUCCCCCCCUCGCGGUUCCCAUGCGUGCGUGUUCCUCUCCAUGUUUACCUUUUACGAAUUUGAUAAAGUUCUUCGCCUGCAAUCUUUUUGUCCGGACAUAAUGGAUGAUUUUGUGUGGUGUUUCAAAAUUCCGAAGCUCUGAACUUCAUCGGGAAUUACUUCGAUUUCCUUAGCUGUGUUACGUGUUCUUGUUGUUGCCCAAUGUUGUAAAUGUGCGUGUGAUCUUGACCUUUUCCUUUAAAACUGAUUCGGUGUUUGCUUAACCUCAGUGCCGAGAUUGUACGCUCGGAAAAUUACACUCGAUUAUGGGAAGAUAUGAGUGAGAAUUCAAAUCGCUGAGUGUGAAGUACAGAGAUCGCAACCAUGUUGGAGCCCAACCUUCAAAAGAAAUUCCUUCUCAAUGACUUCUCAAACUCUCAUCUUUCAACAAUAUUGUCAAAUAUUGACAGUGCGGAUCCAAUGGUUGCAAAUACCUGGCUGGAAACAUUACUGGAUCUGCUCAAAGUAUUACCCAAAGACACCAUAAUUUCCAAAAUUUUCCCAUUUGCCAUCACCAAAGGACAAAGAUCUCAGUCACUGCAGUCAAAACUGGCAGCGAUUAAAAUUUUAUCCAGCAUCUGCUAUUUCUUAGAUAAUGAUAAGUUGCUGGAAGACCUUCUACCGCUGGUUCGAUCUCUUUCUCAAGAUGAAGAAAUUGAUGUUCGAGUUGCUACUUGCAGUUUGUUCAACCUGAUCUACGUAAAAUUGGACUCUCAAUUCUUAGAAAGCGGCUACUUUGUUCUGCUCGUAGGGCUGUUCCAAGAUCAAUCUCUAGUCGUUCGAAAUGCCAUUUUCACGAUCUGUUCAGACAUGAUCUCUCUGUUUUACAAUGAGCAAUUCAUGAUGAGUAUUAACGUGUUAUUUAAGGAUCACAUAGAAGCAGCCAUUGAAUUUGAACCAAAAUUGCUCCCUCAGGUUUCCAAAAACUUAUGCGUUUAUGCCUCUGCAAAUAAGGUUCCAGAUUCGGCUAGCACAGCAGAUAAAAUGUGGUACAUUGAUUGUUUUGUCAAAAUCGCCCGACUGACUGAGAAGAACAUUAUUCAUCCUGACAGUGUUUGCUUGCCAUCAGAGAUACCCCUAGAAAAUGAUUUGCACAGUUUAUACCUACAGUGCAGAUCGAAUCUGGCCAGUAACUUCGACUACGUAGCGAAACUUAGUUCAUCAAUCAGUCGAGUAAAUUUGCUGUGUCCGUUUCUUGAAAAUUUUGCUCUGGACUCCCAUUGCAUCGUCCGUCAAAGGAUCGCUGAGAAACUAGGACAGAUUGCACCAUGCUUCAAAGACCAUUCUUCAUUACUUUUCGAUGUAUUUAAUCGGUUGCUUAAAGACUCAUCAAUCGAAGUACUUAAAAGUCUAGUCCCUCAGAUCGCGGAUGUGUUGCGUGUUUUAAAUGAAGCAAAAGUCAUUGGCCGGACAAUAGAUUCUAAACAAACGGAAGAAAUAUGCAAGAGUUUGAUUCAGUGCGAAUUAAAAAUCUUCUCGGAAACGUUGAGUUGGCAGCUUUAUGAAAAUUUUACGGAGCAGUGUGCAUCUUUUCCCAAACAUUUUCCAUCAAGUAUUGUAUACAGUUGUUUUUGCAAACUAUUUGCUGAAAGAAUGACACAAUGUAGAGCUCUUCCCAGCAGACUGGCAUGUACCAGGACGUUGUUAAUAUUCCUUAGACAUAAUGAUAAUCCUAAGCAGUGUAAUGAAAUUAGAAGACAAUUAAUAGAUUUAAGCUACAGUGAUAAUUUCUACGAACGGAUGCUGUACGUGAAAACAUGUUCGACCAUCAUAGACUUGUUCUCAAGUUUCUAUUUCAAUAGUUAUUUUCUUCCAAGCAUUUUUAGAUUAGCCGGUGACAAAGUGGCAAAUAUUAGAUUAGCGGUCGUGUUCCUCCUACCUCGCAUCAUAACGGUCAUGCAGCUGAAUAAAUCAUCUUUUGAUCCUUUAGAAAAUGUUCUAGCAAAACUUAGGAAAGACUUUGAUUCAGAAAUUCGAUACCAAGUAGAAUUAUUGGACUCCACCAGUUUAGACCUCUUGCCAUCUAGUGUCAUUAAAGAAAACGAAAAUAAGUUGGAAGAAGAAGAAGCACUUUUUCGUCGAAAAGAUACUGCUGAAGUUGCAAUAAACCUUUCACUAUCUAGUGAACCAAAAAAAAACCGGUGGGCAGUCUUGUCUAGAAGCAGCAAAACCCCUGUAAAUGGCUCCAAAGCAACGUCUGUCAUUUCAGCUAAUAGUAACAGGUUUCCGUUGGCCGACUCAGACAUGGAGUUCAUGAUUGAUGCUGGUGUGCCCUUCUCGAAAACUGUCUCUUCGCGAAUUCCUUCCAUCUCCCACAAACCAUCCUCAGAGCACUACGACUCCGCCCACCCUUUUCCCAACUGCUCUUAUAUUCCUAUUAUCUCGACAAGUAUCUCCCCUUCUUACCAGUUUUCUCCGCUUGCAUACGUGUCGUCCAACUGCAGCGAUCAACGCUAUUCUGACAUCGAUACUUUCAACCACUUCUCCAAAGUCUUUGCACGCCCUAAACUCUCACUCGUUUCCGGGUCGAACUAUUUUGACCACGACCCUAAAUUUGCUUCGAUCGGUCAUGUCCAAUACCGCCACGGACUGCCACCCGCUGAAAAGGUUACAAUAAAAUCCUACUCAUCUAUCCCGAAAAGUAAAGUCUUCAAAAUCUCAAGCGCAAAAAAUGACUCCUUGUUCAACUUUAACGAGCAACGCAAGCCAAAAUCACAACCUUUGGAUCGCCCCAGCUCAAAUGUCAAGACUGCGUCCCCUGCAAGCAAUAAAAACGGAAGCAAUUCUUUCUCCAAUAGCAAUAGAGACAUGCUCUUAAGCAGUGGCUCGUAUUACUCAAAGGGACGACCCAAGGUACAUUUAUUUGGGGGAUCUCCUUUAGGAAUUUCAUUUCAUGGGCCAUCCACCCAAUCUACAAGUCAGUCUUACACCCCGAUCAGCUACUUUACGAUUCAGGACCCCAAUUUGAAUCAUCCUCACUCAAGGUACAGCGUGACUGAACCUCAAGAGACUAAUCUCAACGCCCCUCUUCCACGCUUCGGAUCGAGUGAGAAUAUGAAUCGGCAAAAAAAAUACAGUAGUCGGCUACCUGUCCGGUCCACGAAGAAGGACAGCCGAAAUGGAAGUCAAUAAUGCUGAAAAUCGAGAAGUUGACAAAAAAGUACUUACAGGCCAUCACCAUUCUAGCUCAUCAACCGGUGGUUAUACCUUCACCCUUUGUUCCUCUCUUUAUUUUCAGUGUCUACCACUUUAACUACGUUAUUUUGACUAGAGUCUAUUUUUGUGAUAAAUAAGUUAUUUUAUUUAUUUUAUUUUUUUUAAAUCGGUGCUGAGAAACUUUUUCUUUUGUCUUUACAUUUUUUAAUUAAGUUUAUUUUUUCCUCUCUUUGCCUAGUUUGUAAGAAAUUAUUUUUGUGAGACCUAUUCUUGUCUCCGACAAGAAUUGAAAAAUAACAGUGAUUUUAAUAAUCAAGGGUUCUGACUUAAGAUGCCAGUGUUGUCUCAAAUAGAGUUAUUGAUUUUUUAUCAGAUGAUGCUAUUUUUGGAUAAUUUAUUGCAUAGGUUAAGAAAUUUUGACCUCAAUCGAAAUAGCUGUAGUUGCAAAAGCGUUCAUAAUUUACAAUUGAUGGUAAAUUUUAUCGCAUGGGAUGUUGAAAUUAUCAAGUUGAAGCGUUAAGAUAGAAGCAAUCUAUUUGAUGAAAAAAUAAUUUUGUAAGUAGAACUUUUGUCAGAUAAGUUAACAGUAGAGAUUGUUCACUUCUAACUGUCAUUAAUCGUUUAUCGGUUUAUGUAUUUGUGCACACAGAGUUGGUCAGUCUUUGGUAGCCAUUGGACAACAGCAUAAAUGGAAGGUUAUCAACCACCAUUUUAUCAGACAUAAGUUCUACUUCUCAGGUUUAUUUCAAUUUUCCUCCCAGUUUGCUCCCGAUUAAUUUUUCUUUUUUUUAAUUCAAUAUAAUCAACCUUUUCUAAGUUGAAAAUGGUACAAAAUUAUAUAAAUUUCAUGCCAAAAGGCGAAACAGAAAAUAACAUACAUUGUUGUUUGAGACAUUGUGAUCAAAAUUAGUUACAAGUACAACAAAUUGUCAUUAUCAGUGACUUGUUAAAAAAAAUUCGGUGCUCAAUGCGAUAAAGAUGGACCUUGUGGACUUCUGAGAACGAUUUUUGUUUUGUGGUAUUCACCCAGAUUUUCUUUUAAAGAUAUUUCCAAAUGUUUUUUGGUCAGAUUUUGAGUACAAGUGCCUGACAAACUUCAGUUUCAGAUGUGAUAUUCGGAGAUUUUUGAAAGAAUGUCCUGAAAUGCAGAAAUUAUGGAUUGAUUAUCAAAUCGUUCUGCUGUGUUUUGAAGAUCUAUCUUUAGUUAAGGCUGAAACCGCAUAAACUUUGCUCUAUUUUUUCAGAUAAUCAAGAAUUUGGUAUCAUAUUUUUUUAAGAUGAAUUAAGAAAUGGCCAUGGUGCAGAAGUUAACACUAAAUCUAUUUUUUUAUAUUUAAAAUUAGCACGAAAUGCUUAUCCUUACUGAGCCUUUGCCUUCUUAAAAAAAUUUUCAGGAUCAAAAAAUGGUGAAGGGGGUGUGAAGUCAUCAAUAUUUUACGUAAUGCUACAUUUACAGCUAUUAAACACCUGCCAAAGCCUCUAUAAUGCUUCAGCAGCUACAAACUUUCCUUUCACCCUCUUCCCAAAAUUACUCUUCAAGUUUUGUAAAUUAGUUAAAUAUACGGAAGUUGCUUUUAAGUAUGAAGAAAUAAAGAAAAUAGUCAGGUAGAAUAGAAGAUGAUAAGUUAUCGAUUGCUCAGUUUAUUUUUCAGGUAAAACUUGAGUAAGAAAUGUGUCAAGUAAUGCUCCCCUCAAUAUCCCCUUAUCCUUGGAAUCUAUUUGCAAGAACAGUGGAAAUACCCACCGAUGCCUUCGAGCGACACAUAAUUUAUUGACGACUUAAUUCAAUUGAGUUACUUUUUUUCAGGAAUAAACAGACACAAAAAAAUAUUUAUCCAAGAAUUAAAAUGGGUGCCACUAAGCAGAAUAGAUCUAUCUCUAAAGAAGAGUAUAAAACAACAUGGUAACCGCAUUAAUUAUCUUAGCAGAUACACCUUUCUUAAAGCUUUUCGAGAUAAAUCUAUUUGCUGCAUGACAUUCAAAUAUUCAUGGUGGGUAACUGUGUUCAGUCCUGCCUGCUAAUAAUUAUUUUCUGUCCCCUUCAGCAAUAUACCCAAUCGGUAAUAAUAUUUUUUUAAUGUUUGUUGAAUAAAUAUUUUUAUCACUUGUUAUUUACUACAUAACUUAAACUUAUUGUAUCACUCAUUACUCAUCUACUGUAAGUGGCAUUGUACUUUUUAAUUUCCUCUGAAUUAUAUUUAAGUUUCAAAAACUUGCUCAGGGUGUCUUCAGGUCUGGAGAACCAGAGGUCAGGGAAAUGAAGAAAGGAAUGAGUUUAAAUGAGGAAUUCCCAUUUAAGUUAAUUGACUAAUUCAUACCUGAAGGAUGAAGGCUGGCAUGCAUUUGUCAUUGCAGUGAAAUGAAUGCUCAAAAUCUUUUUACGUUUGUAAAUUGUCGGUGAAAAAAGUCGGGUAAUUAUGAUUUUUUCAGUACGGAAAAACCUGGAAAAUUCGGGAAAUUUUUCCCUGCCAAGUCUGUAGACACCCUGUUUCUAUGCCUCCUUAUGUUUUUUUUUUUUCUUAUAAGAAAUAUCCCACUAUGAUAUGCCUCUUAAGUGAGCUCUGCCUUGCAGAAGAUGUUUAGUCACUUCUCGAGUGAGGAUUUCAUUUUUACAAUUUUAGUUCUCUGCAGAUUAUGUGGAUAAUCGACUAAAAUUGUAACAAUAUAAAAUUCAAAACAAGCAAACCUAGCUUAAUGAUCAUUUGUUUCUUAUUUUUCAUUUUAUAUUAUUUAGACUUAUGUAUUUAAGCAUGAAGGAACGGAAAGCUAUGGAAUGCUGCAGAGUUUCCUCUCAUAUGGCACUUUUUAGAGGAAAAAUAAGCAAAAUUGCAUUGACUUUCCUGUGAAUUUUUAGCAUUUGGUGGGAAAUAUUUCCUCAAGAUUUUAAGAAAAAUCUUGAGCAAGUCACACUCAAAUAAAUUAGACAAUAAAUGCCUCUAUGAGAGGUCUGCUCAUGAACCCCUGGUCUCCAGCUUCUUAAGGUAUAUUUCAAAGGGAUUAAGAGCUUUGAUUUAAAGACUCAGCUCAUCAAAUGCUUCUGCUGAAUUUUUAGCCUGAAACAUUACAUCUAAAAAAGACUGGAGAAUCAGCGGAGUAUUCAUUGAGAAUGAAGUUAAGCAAAAACUUCCUGCCUCCAAGUUCUGCAUGUAAUGUGAUGUUGCUGUGUUGAAACUUCACUUCACAGAAGUUUCUUUUUGCUUAAAUCUAUUUUUAUCCAAAUCUAUUGAUUCAUACUACUCUCAUUCUAUUCAAUUGGACCACAUAAUAAGUAGCUCAUGCCAUGUUUUGUUUUUUAUUCCCUCUCUAUAAGCUACUUCUCAUUGUGACAAAUUAUUUUCCCCAUGUUGAGGGCAGUUAUUAAAUUAGAAAUCUCAUUUUUCCAUGAUUUUCAUGUCAAUUUUCUAUUAUGUAUAACAAAAAACAAAACACCAUAGAAUCUUUGAAAAUAAUGAUCUGUUUCUGUCUUUCUUUUUUUUUCUUUUUUUUUCCCCCUCAAAAAAGUGUAUAUGCCAGAAUAUUAAAUUGUUUAAAGUCCUUCUGAUUUGAGGGAUUAACUUUCGUGUGCCAUUUUCAUUUAUUUUAUGAAUACUCCAAGAUAAGAGUGGAGUGGGAAAAGAUACCAACAGCCAAGUGGGUAAACGAGAAGCAAUCAAGAUCGAAAAUGUUGGGCCUGUGUACAAUCGUGCCUUCAACAAGAAUUGCGAUACUUUUCUCUGAGCACGCUAAAAUAUUUGCUCCAUGCAAAAAGAUCCGUUUUUCCUUGGACGAUCACACAUUAUUUUCUUUUCGAAACCUCCAAUUAGUGACUUUUGUAAUUUGAUUCAUCAUAUGAACAAUUUGUGCAAUGUGUAAGAGAUUAAGGUAAUGAUUUGAAGAAUAAGUCAGGCUCAAUCCGGAAAAUAAAAAAAAUUAACGGUGGGAUUAGAUUUUUUUUGUUUUGUUUUUGGAGCAAUCGUAUGUUCAAAGGAUUUUUAUGAGGAUGCAAACUCCUGUGAUUGUCUCCACUUGUGAAUUAUGGUAACCUUUUACUCAAUGGACCCAAAGCAAACUAACAAUGUAGAAAUAUUAAAAGCAAUGAAUAUGGUUACCGAUUGCUUCCAUGGAAUUUUAUAAUAAUUUUUGUUAAAUCUGAGAAAUAAAUUUAUUUUCGUUUGA